Cynoglossus semilaevis (tongue sole) is the source of this 2535-nucleotide messenger RNA. It is a transcript of the gene mlana, whose product is annotated as melan-A. Gene Ontology annotation, cellular component: melanosome. NCBI's taxonomy places the organism in Eukaryota, Metazoa, Chordata, Actinopteri, Pleuronectiformes, Cynoglossidae. The transcript is spliced from 5 exons. The record is from RefSeq and is a predicted model, not a curated record. The coding region runs from base 1368 to 1730 and encodes 120 amino acids.
UAUUCAUUACUUUGUUAUUUAACUCCUAAAUACAACCGGAGACACGUCCGGGGUUGUUCAACUUCACUAACAUUGGCAUGUCUCCCUCUGGUGGAGAAAAAUAAAACAUUCUGUCUGGGUCUUUCUCGCCUCUUUUUCUGUUUUAUUUCAGUGCCUUCACGUGCGACUCUACUUGUAUUGCAGUUAAGCCCAAAAGUAAAUCCUAGAAAGAUUCCAUUCAACAAACAACACUAGAAACCCCAGCUUAUAGACGAAAAUGUAAGAUAUAACAUAAGAAUAUAUUUAUAUAGGAAUUAGUUACUGUGUGAUAGUAUAUCGCGUCAAGCUAUAAUUACAUGUUUUUAAUUAUAGCCUUCAGUGCAAAGUAAAUCUUGAAAACGUGAGACACAUGGAGAAAUAAAGUCGUGAACUGUGUGUAAAUCUUGUUGAACAAACAAAGAAAAAAAUAACAUUUUUCCCUGGUAGUUUCCCUCAACAUUUAGCUUUACAACCCACGUUCAGGUCACGACUCAGACUAGAAACACUGGCGGAUGUACACGCUUUCACAAAUGCCAUAUAUGGUAAUGUAAAACUAUUUUGUCAAGAUGGUUAAGGGAGACUGAGAGUUGUCACCUGUAUAUAUUCCACUUAAAAAGCAACAAUUGGAAGGAAAUUAAAAAAAAAACAAUGAAUGUGGUUGCACUAUUUUCCUAAAAGAUACCACCAUGUUUCACAAUAGGUGUGGAGUUCUUUUAGAUUUCGAUAUAUAUCGUCAAACAUUCCAUGGAGGUCAUACAUUCAACCAAGGAUUUAUAGGAAAUACUUUUUUUCCUGAAUAAACGUUUUCUUCAAGAAUACAUCUUUCAUGUGUAUUUUGUCUCUGUUUUCCAUAGUCAUUGAUGUAUUGUCAACUAUUGCAGUGUAAAACAUAGUAAAUACUUAAAAAAAAGAAUAAAUUAAUUAGUGGUGAAGUUGUAGUGUAAAUGACUAAUUUAUGGCUAAGGUUCUGCCACAUCCGGACAAGUUUGGGCCGAAAAACAUCGUCCAAAAAAAAAAAAGAAAAAAAGGGUAAUGAACCAAAAAUCUCACAUCACACACACACCGAGUUUAUUAUGAUGAUGAUCAGCCAACAUCUGACGCCUGCGUCCGCGGCAGUUACGUCUCAGGGCCGCGGGGUUUCACGGUAAUUACGCCGCUUCAAUGGAUUUAAACAUGAGCCUCUAACCCGUGACAAUCAUGAGGGUUUUUUCCCUCCUGCAGCACCGAGUCACAGGCAGCGUAUUUGAGGAGGAGAGAACCAAAUAAGAGCUCGGUGGAGGCAGACUUGUGAUUUUUUGAAUCAUCCCAACCAGAAGAGCUGCGGAAAAUCGAAUUAUCCAAUUUGCUUGAUGCGCUGUAAUCACACUGACAGAAUGCCCCGCGGAGACUUCAACAUCUAUUUUGCCAGCAGCCGAGGAGGAUACGUCAGAGCUGAGGAGGCUCUGGGCAUUGGUCUCCUGGUGGUCAUCCUGGCAGCUCUGCUCAUCCUGGGCUGCUGGUACUUCAAGAAGAGGAGUGGCUACAAAAUUCUCAGGAGUCCUGGGUCGAGAUCACCGGGUUUCACCGGAGGUCAGUACGCCGAGGCGGGACCUUCAGCGGACAACAAGAUGCCUCUCACCGACUUUGGCAGCUUCCGACCUUCGGUUCCCAACGCUCCCCCAGCCUAUGAAAAGAUUUCCUCAGGUCCACUUCCUCCUCCCUAUUCUCCUUGAUGGACCUGUGAAAAAGUCUGAAGAAACAAUAACAAGUCAAUAAGUCAAUAACAAAUAUUCAAACGUUCAUCUGCUGUCUCAGAAAAUCAUCCGUAUAACCUGACGUCACUGUAGCUGCUUCCUAUGGCUUUGACGCUAAAUAUAAAUUGAUUUAAAAUGUCUCGCUGUGUUUAUCAUUCAUACAAACAAACUGUAAAUACAAUGUAUUCAUUGAUAAAAAAAAAUCAAAAUCUGUCUGUGUAUAAUAAAUAAGUUCAAAGACCAACUUUGGUUGGACAGUCGCAUUGUUUAUUUCCAUGCAGAAAUGUCCAACGUCCACAUUUGUUCAAGGAAAGUGUAACUAAGUAAAUAGUUUUGAAAAAUCUAUAUGGUAAAAAUAAAUAACUGAAACUUUAAAUGGACACAAACACAUAGUACAAAUCCUCUAUUUAUACUUCAAAAUGGUAAAACGUAGCUCUCAGUUACACGCUGAAAAAAAAUUCUAAGUGCUGAACAUUUAAACAAAAGCUUUAGAACAGGUUGAAUCUGAAUGAACAGUAUCCCAGGAUUAUUACGAUAUUGAACUGCAUUGGAACUUAUUACAAUUUAUUCAAUCUCAUUUCUCAAACCAUUUUCUGUAUUUGAGGUUUUUUAUUUCAAUACUGGCCAUGAAAUCAGAAAUAGUCGACACAUUUAUUUGAAGGCAACAAACCAUAGACUGAUUACCUUAUACGUGUGAGUACACAGUUUCUCUAUUAGAGGACCAACCUAACCAGAGAACAGAACUUACUCCAUCCUAAAAGUCAGACAAAAAAAAAAAAAAAAA